GGUCACGAGUGCCAGCGCGGCCGACGGUGGCGGCGGCGGCGACAUGGCCUCGGAGCUGGACGUGCGCGCCCGGCUGCAGCGCGCCGGCCAGGAGCACCUCCUGCGCUUCUGCGCCGAGCUGGCGCCGGGGCCGCGUGCCGCGCUGCUGGCCCAACUGGAGCCCCUGGAGCCCGAGGCGCUGCGCGAGCACUGCCGGCGCGCGGCCGCCGCCUGCGCGCGCCCCACGGGCCCCGCGCCUGACCUGGCCGCGCGCCUGCGGCCCCUGCCUCCCGAGCGCGUAGGCAGCGCGAGCGGGGUCGCCCCCCAGACGCGGCGGCUCUGGGAGGAGGAAGGUUUCCACCAGAUCGCCCUGAACAAGGUGGCCGUGCUGCUGCUGGCUGGUGGGCAGGGCACUCGCCUGGGCGUGACCUACCCCAAGGGCAUGUAUCAGGUGGGGCUGCCCAGCCAGAAGACCCUGUAUCAGCUGCAGGCAGAACGGAUUCGGCGGGUGGAGCAGCUGGCUGGCGAGCGCUAUGGGACCCGCUGCACCGUGCCCUGGUACAUCAUGACCAGUGAGUUCACUCUGGGGCCCACAGCCAAGUUCUUCAAGGAGCAUGACUUCUUUCACUUGGACCCCAACAACGUGGUCAUGUUUGAACAGCGCAUGCUGCCUGCCGUGACCUUCGAUGGGAGGGCCAUCCUGGAGCAGAAGGACAAGGUUGCCAUGGCGCCAGAUGGCAACGGGGGCCUGUACUGCGCGCUGGCGGACCACCAGGUCUUAGAGGACAUGGAGCGGCGCGGAGUAGAGUUUGUGCACGUGUACUGUGUGGACAACAUCCUGGUGCGACUGGCCGACCCGGUCUUCAUCGGCUUCUGCGUGCUGCGGGGUGCCGACUGUGGAGCCAAGGUGGUGGAAAAGGCGUCCCCCGAGGAGCCGGUGGGCGUGGUGUGCCAGGUAGACGGCGUCCCGCAGGUGGUGGAGUACAGCGAGAUCAGCCCGGAGACGGCCCGCCUGCGUGCGCCCGGAGGGGGCCUGCUCUACAACGCGGGCAACAUCUGCAACCACUUCUUCACGCGAGACUUCCUCCAGACGGUCACCAGGGAGUUCGAGCCCUUGCUGAAGCCACACGUGGCUGUGAAGAAGGUCCCCUACGUGGACGAAGAGGGGAAUCCAGUAAAGCCACUCGAGCCCAACGGGAUAAAGAUGGAGAAGUUCGUGUUUGAUGUGCUCCCGUUUGCCAAGAACUUCGUGGCCUUCCAAGUGCUGCGGGGGGAGGAGUUCUCCCCUCUAAAGAACGCUGACUCGGCUGAGAGAGACAAUCCCUCCACGGCGCGGCGGGCCCUGCUCGCUCAGCACCACCGGUGGGCCCUGCAGGCGGGAGCCCACUUCCUGGACGCACACGGGGCCCGGCUCCCCGAGCAGCCCAGCCCACCCGGCAGUGGAGAGCCUCCGGCCAUCUGCGAGAUCUCGCCCUUGGUGUCAUACUCCGGAGAGGGACUGGAGGUGUACCUGCGAGGCCGGGAGUUCGGGUCCCCGCUCAUCCUGGACGUGGACAUGGCCAGGACACUGCAGGCCUGACUCCCUCCUAGACCUGCCAGCCCCAGGGUCCCCGAGGCUGAGGAAGCAGCCCUGGCCUGGGGUCCUAGGAGGAAAGCAGGCUGCUCUGAGUUUCUGACUGCAGAACGUGGACCACAGAAGUAAGCAUGCUGGUUCACUCCACGAGGGUGGGAACUGUCCCGCCACCCGUUCCCCUGGACCCAAGUGACCCCAGGCCUGCUGUGGGCCCACUCGGCCUCUCCGGCUUUGCUCCUGCUGUGGGGUCCGGACCGCAGGCAGAGGGACUCAGGACCUUGCGCAGUGGGGCUCAGAGGAGGCUGAUGGGGGGCCCGAGGGAGUGUGGCAUCAUCGGCUGAGAGCCACACCGGCCUGUCUGAGCUGAGACCUGAUGGGACAGGACGGGGCAGGACGGCAUGGUGGCUCCCCGGCCCCAGGCAAAGCCGCACGGUGAGAAGCAGCAGCAACCGCCCCGCGCUUUUCUGCAGAGAUGAGGACAGUGUCGUCCCCUCACAGGGUGACGGGUUUGAAGCGGCUGCCCCUCCCUCCCUGGCAGCUGAACCUGGGGGCCGCCGCCCAGCCCCCUUCCCCGCCCGGCUGAGACUGACAGCAGGUCGGGAUGGCUCUCCGGAAGCUUGGCCUGCACGCCUGGCACUGAGUUCUCUCGAGUUCCGCCCGAGGCCUCAGCCCCCAGGAACCAGUGGGACCGAUGUCGAUGCUGGGGGCUCCUGUGGCGGCUGAUUAGUCUGGAGUUGAACCAGGAGGGGAGCGCCGUCCCCGCCCAGCCUGCCGGUGGCUUCUGACGGAUCCUGGAGCUCACGCUCCGCCCCUGCUCUCUGGGGCUGUGGCCCCCUUGCCGCACCCCCGCAGCGUGGCCGAGGCAGGGAGAAACCAGCUGGCUCUGGUCUCUUGCCCCUGGCGUGGCUGCUCUAGGUCCCAGUGCCCACUUUCCCACCUGGAGAGCAACACAGCGGCACCUGCCUCUUUCUGCUGAUGUGAAGAGCAUCAUAAAAUGCAGCCUGCUGCUCAGCCGAGGCCGCCUGCCCCCUUGCCGCUCCACAGUCCAUGUGCAGCCACGCUUUCCCCUGGGAAGGAUGCUGCCUGGCGGUGGGUUCAGAGGCGGUGAUCCCUCUAACGACUUGGAGUGGACGGUGGCUGCGUCCACGCCUCCCGACCUGGGUGUGAUGGCGGGGUCAGGGCCACACCCAAGGCCCACAGGACGACUUUGCAUCCAUCCAGGCUCUGCCACGCUUUUCAAGUCUCAGAAUCGAACCUUGUGCCUUAGUUUCCUUCUCCCCACUGCUCCACAGGCGAGCAGAGGGCCUGGGUCAGAGGAGGGUCGCCAAGGUGGAGGCCGAGGUUGAGGCUUCCGCCGCGGCCCAGGGGCUCCUGACUGCCACACCGGGACACCCGGCAACCCUUUUUCUACACAAGUAGAGUUAGUUGGGUAAACUGUUGAAGCAGCUCACUUUUGAAAAACCUUUUUAUUUUUACAUGAAUUUUCACACAUAGCACAGAGGGGUCCGGGGUACCCUGCACCAAGUUUCCUGAAAUGUUUGCAUCUUCCGUGAUGCUAGGAGAUUGUGACCAGGAGACCCUGCUUGUGCUGAGCCCUUUCUCACAGGUGAGGCUCCCUGUGCCCGCUUUGCACUCGGGGGCAGCACGGUCGGUGGGUCCCUUCGCCACAAGGGCCUCCCUCCUGCUCCCCUGAGGGCCACACACCCCCACCAUCUCUAACCCAGACGGCCGCUAGUGAAGCAAUUGAGUUGAAAGACCGCAGACUCUCGAUUUUCCACAGAAUGUGGGGAUUUCCAAUAAACACGAGGUGCUGUGAUGCA
This is a messenger RNA of Mesoplodon densirostris (Blainville's beaked whale), 3372 nucleotides long. It is a transcript of the gene UAP1L1, whose product is annotated as UDP-N-acetylglucosamine pyrophosphorylase 1 like 1. Gene Ontology annotation, biological process: UDP-N-acetylglucosamine biosynthetic process. Gene Ontology annotation, molecular function: UDP-N-acetylglucosamine diphosphorylase activity. The transcript is spliced from 9 exons. NCBI's taxonomy places the organism in Eukaryota, Metazoa, Chordata, Mammalia, Artiodactyla, Ziphiidae. The coding region runs from base 44 to 1558 and encodes 504 amino acids. The record is from RefSeq and is a predicted model, not a curated record.